AUGGGUUGCUGUUCCAGCUCUUCCAGUCGAGUGGUGUCGCAUGACGACAACGGCCACGCUUCCAAGAAGCAACGCACCGAGCCAGAAGGUCAACCUUCACCCUCGCCGGGCAAGGAGGACCUGUCGCCGAAGAAAGACAUCGCCAUCGCUGGAAGCAGCCCAGAGGUGGCACAGGAUAUUCUCAAAAUCCAGAUUCGAACGUGCAUUCGAACGUGCAUGUUUGAAAAGCUUAGCAUCGUGACCUUCCGGCACCCACCGAGUUCAUCGGCCUCGGAGAGUGAUGAUGAAAAGAGCACCAGCGAGGAGGACUCCGGCUCGUCGGACUCUCUGACGAAGCCCGUCCGGAAGACCUUGGAUCAGACAUGGCGCUGGGGCAUUUGGCAAAGUCGAGAUGCCCGCCGCGCUGCCACCAGCUACACCGACCAGCUGCUGUCGCACAUGCCCGAGAGUUUCCGCUUCCAAAGCGAGGUGUUGGACCGUCGGAACAUUGUGCUCGGAGCCAAGCUGCUGUUGGCUCUGAACCUGGCGACGUUUUCUCUUUCCUAUGUCGUUAUUGCGAUAUUGCUUGCAAGUUUCCACAAGCCAGACUCUUGCAAUGAAAUUUGUGAAACGAACCACGGAUGCGGCGUGGUGUAUCUCCUGGUGGAGAUCAAUGGAGGUCUCAUCCGAGUCCUCGUCGACGUGCUCUAUUUGUUGGUGGUCGUACCAGUGCUGUUCUACUGCUUCUGGGGAACCAGUCACAAGGACACCAACAUGCGUCGGCGAAUCUAUUUGGUGGUGCUGGGAAUCAUCUACGUGAAGAUUUGGGUGAUGUAUAUGUACCCCGUGGGUGCUCAUUGUUCACUGGCCGAGCGCGCCUUAAACUGUGGCGGAAUCGGACGUGAGGAUCAGAUCUUAGACCUUAUUCCAGAGUGCCGAAACUUGGGUUUUUUCCUGCUGAACAAAGACAUGGCAUUGGUGAUGCUGUCCCCAGCCGUGGUCCCGGAGUGCAGCAAGAUGCGGGGCUUCCUUUGGAGUUUGACGGGCCUGUACUAUGUGGUAGCGAUGUUGGCGAUUCAUCAGCUCGUGAAGACGCCAAAUCAACGAUAUCACGCCUACUUCGACGUGAUCAUAGGCCUGGUCUUCCUCUUCCUGGUCAAUGAAGCAGCACGACACAGGAAAUGGUACAUGGAGCGGGCAGAUCAAGUGAGUUUCGUGCUGGCGCUGCGACAGAAGAAAGCGAGCCAGAGUAUGUUCCAGAUCUUGACCUUCAUGUUGCCAUCCUUUAUGGUCACGCGCAUCUUGAAAAGUCCGGAAAAGACCAUCUCUGAGAGUGUGAAGCGAGCCUCCAUCCUUUUCAUCAAGAUCAAUGACUUUGACGACAUGAUUCAAAGGCUGUCACCGUCGCAUCUCUUGGAGAAACUGAACAGCAUUUUUUCUCGCCUGGACUCCUAUUGUUCCAGCCGCAACGUCACGAAGAUCGAGACCGUAGCCGAGGAGUACAUGUGCGCCGUGGGCAUCGUGCCGUCGGACCAGGCCUUUGAGUUGGAGGACGAGAGCCAAGGGCAUCGCACGCUGAUGCGCCUGGUUCAGUUAGCAGGUGACGUGUUGGACUAUUCCAGAAACCUCACCACAGCUGACCAGGUGGUCUUUCAGAUGGGCAUCCAUACAGGUCCGGUGAUUGCAGGUGUGGUGGGUGCCAAGCUGCCGCGCUUCCGCUUGUUCGGCGACACGGUGAACACCGCGGCGCGGAUGAUGCAGAAGGGCCUUCCCAACGAAGUGCAAUUCGGUGAAGAGACGCGACGAGAACUGCCCGUGGGAGUUGUCUACAGGUCACGUGGCUCAGUCGAGAUGAAGGGCAAAGGUAUGAUCAACACCUACCUCCUGGUGCACGAGUAUCGAUCGCAAGGCGGUCCCAGGACCAGCUACAAGAGUCCUCGCAGAUUGCACGUCCAUGGUACUGUUCAGCUAGCUGCUGCCAUGGUGCAAUCUGGCGGCGGAUCAACGAUGGUGGAGGGGCCUGAUGAUGCUGAAAUGUUCGAAGACGCGUUGGUCAACGCUGAGUCGGAAGAGUUCACGUGCGGCCAAGGGAGUGACUGGUUGGACUUGAAAGGAAGGGAUGAGGCCUCGAAGCAGUUUCGGGCCUGGUACUACGAGAACCACCUCUUCAAAAAGUUGGUGAAACGUCUUGACAAGCAAAUGAUCUUCAUCUUCGUCUUGACUUUUAUCGAGACCAUAUAUUUGGCCGACUCCCUUGGCCGGAGUUCACAGUCGCCCAUGUGGCACGAGUACGGCUAUGGCAAGUGGAGUGACGACCAGUGUCCCUUCUUAGUCUCGAUGAAGAUCGAUGACACAGUGGAAGGAGGCCCAGUAGAGGGCUGCAAAAGCCAGUGUUGGGCGUAUGGCCCCUGCACGGCGAUCGAGUUCCACCACAACAGCAAUCUCUGCAUCCUGCGACAGUGUCCGGACGAACCGCCAGAGGUUUUCAUUGUGGACAAUGCCUCAGUUUGUUUUUGGUGGAGUCAAUCGCAAGGCACCGCGACCUCGACCUCGACCUCCAGCGAUGAGGCAGUGCUCGCAUGGGACAAGGCUACGCGCCAAAGGAAGCUCUCGAUGUUUGUCAUCAGUCGAGCGGUGGCGUUUGGGAUUGUCUUUGCCUGGCGUGUCAUCGUCAGCUGUACUAGCUGCGUUGUGGCCCACGCGCGAUGUUCCGAAUGGCUGGCGGCGAUCUCAUGUUGCAUCCUUUCCGUCAUCCUCUUCCUCUCCUACGAAGUGAUGCCGGAGCAGUUCACUGCCGACAUAAAGCACGAGAUCGAUGAGAUCAUCCCCAUCGAUUUUCCCAUCUCAGGCGUGUCUCGAAACAUCACGAGGUUGGUCUCUUUUCCCGUGUAUAUGAUGUGCAUCACGGCCUUUCCCUUUCGCUUCUUUCCCUGCUUCAUCUUCUUGCUGGGCUGUCUCUUGAUCAUCAUCGUCGAGAGCGGUGUCAUUUCGGACAAGUGCUACUUGCUUCCAACUUAUGGUGACCUCUGGUAUUUCCUGAUGUUCAACAUCUUGCGGCAGUUCUACUCCUACCAGGAAGAGAAGCUGUUGCGGCAGCAAUAUGCCAAUAGCCGAGCGGUGGAAUGCGUGAUGUCGCGAGUCCAGAGCAUUCUGGAUACCAUGAUGCCUGCACAGGUGGUGAAGGAGAUCGCAGAGCACCCGGACUCUCCACUGCCGUCCCACAAAUAUCACAUGGCCACCAUUGCCCAGUCCGACCUGGUGGGCUUCACAGAGAUGUCCAGUCAACGGACGCCCGAAGAGGUGGUGAAAGUCAUUGAAGAGCUCUUCAACAUCUUUGAUGACCUCACAGAUAAAUAUGGUGUCUACAAGAUCGAAACGGUGGGCGACGCCUACAUCGCGGGCAUGGCGGAGCAGCCGCUGACGCCACGGCAUUCCGUGGUGACGGUGCUUCGUUUUGCCCUGGCGAUGGUCGAAAAGACCGAAGCCUGGUCCCGACGACAGGGCGAAGAUGUGCGACUCCGCGUGGGUGUUCACUGCGGAGAGUGCGUGGGUGGCGUCGUUGGCAAAGACAUGCAGAGAUAUCAUCUCUUUGGAAGCAUUUGUUCCGUGCUGGACAUUCUGGAAGGAACAUCUUCGCCGGGAAGUGUGCAAAUCAGCACUGCAUGUUUUGAGGCGAUGCAGCAAGAGCUGGGUGCCAUGUGGGGUGAGAAGGUCCUGGAGAUGUUGAACUGUCGCGUGGUCGGUCGAACUGAGGAGAACCUACGCACCUCGAAGGGCGAGAUCCACUUCUACAGCGAAGUCUGUGGUUUGACCUACUUCCUGCUGCCGCUCCUGAGACAUCGGACCCACUGA
Cladocopium goreaui is the source of this 3831-nucleotide messenger RNA. The record is from the annotation of a GenBank genome assembly. NCBI's taxonomy places the organism in Eukaryota, Dinophyceae, Suessiales, Symbiodiniaceae.